Messenger RNA from Seminavis robusta, 1344 nucleotides. The record is from the annotation of a GenBank genome assembly. NCBI's taxonomy places the organism in Eukaryota, Bacillariophyta, Bacillariophyceae, Naviculales, Naviculaceae.
CCUCGCAUCGCUGUGAACCGUGAACGAAUGAGAGAGAGAUCAAAGGCCUUCAUAAAAAGCAAUUGGGCUGAAAUAACACUGGACAAAAAGCCAGACGUCUGAAAAUAGAAGAGACAAAGACCUUGCUGUUGUUGUUAUUUUCGCUGUGAUAGCCAGCCCGAACGCCACGAUGGAAGUCGCUUCACCACUUACGAUAGCACAUGCUGCGGCGGGGACCAAGCGUUCCCUCGCUUGCUCUCCGGGUUUGAUGGAUAAUCCCUUUGUUACUAGCAGCAUGGAAAUUUCUGAUGAAAAUAACAACAAUAUGCAACGUGCGUUCAAGCGACGACGCUUCCUUCCGGACUCGGCAAUGGCGGAGACAAACGAUGGACCAACGGACUUUCCUUCCUUCAUGACCGCAGCAAUCAACAAAAACAAGAGUAUUUUUUCGAGCGCCAUCACUGCUAGUAGCAGCAAUGGACCUUCCUUCAAACGCUGCCGACAGGAUGCUCUCAGUCCUGUUCAGAGCCAAGGCGACUUGGAGCGCCUCGUCGAGACGCAAUCCAACGAAAUCGAAUGUCUCAAGAGUGCCAAGGCGAAUCUGGAGACGUCCUUGGCGAGUUUGAAAUCUGAGCACGAAAAGACGCUCAAUGAAAACCGCAUCCUGAAGCGGGCCGUAACAAUUCAACAGGAACGGCAGACACAGGCAUCCAACGACCUUGAGGCCGCUCGGCAUUUCAAGGUAAAUGCGGAGGACAACAUUCGACGACUGGAACAAAUGAUCUUUUCGCUACGCUACCAUCUCCAAGCUCAGCAGACACCUGGAAAUGAUUUCAUGGGGUUUCAGCCUCCGGAUGUGUACUAAAGGAUUCGUUCGGUACCAUCUGCUUCUCUUUCGAAUAUAAUAUGUCGCCCGGAUAAUGGAUUGUGCCGGGUUGUUUUGAAGACUAUUCCGCUUCACGGCUAGUGCCCCGUGAUGGCCAAGAGGAAGCAAACAAAAAUGGGCAUACUCAUUCUGACAAUUACUGCUUCUCGGGGUUUCGCCCGCAUUGUUGGUUGAGGUACAGAAAAUAAUAAUAAAUACAUCUUUGCAAUCUUUUGGCUCUCAAUUGGGUUGUUAUGAUGUUUUUGUCCUCGUCUUCUGCACGAACCUUCUAGUCUAGCUAGUUGCAGGAUUGGGUGAGACGAGACUCGCAAUGCUCCCCAUAGUUUCAGGCUAGUAGCGAUGAUACCUAGCUAGCAUCGUACCACUGGUGCAGACGCCAAGCUGCCAUCCGAGACGAGCAUAUGUACGGCGGGGAGGAGGCGCCUGUCCUCGAGGAGUACCGUAGCUAGCCACCAAAUACCACACUCAACACAGCAAAA